AUGGAUGUAGCUGGCCUACGAAGUCGCAUUGCUGCGACUCUCGAAUCCAACGCCGACGCCCGUCGCCAGGCCGAAAUCGACCUCAAAUAUGCAGAAGACCAGCCCGGUUUCCCCGACGCUCUGCUGAACAUUCUCGAGGCCGAGCAGGAUGCUGGCGUGCGCCUGUCCACCGUCGUUUAUCUGAAGAACCGCAUAACCAAGGGCUGGUCGCCCGCCGAGGAUUACUCGCAGGCAAAGCCCAUACCCGAGGAGGAGAAGGCAAACUUCCGCAAGCGCCUUGUGCCCGUCCUCGCCACUUCCUCGCCGCCCAUCCGCGCACAGCUUAUCCCCACCCUUCAGAAGAUUCUCGCCUUCGAUUUCCCCUCCAAGUGGCCCGAAUUCCUCGAAAUCACUCAGCAGCUUCUCAACGCAAAUGACGCGAACUCGGUUUUUGCCGGCAUCCAGUGCCUGCUCGCUAUCUGCCGGAUAUACCGCUUCAAGGGCAACGAGGACAGGGCGGAGUUUGAUGGAAUCGUGCAGGUUACGUUCCCGCAGCUACUAAACAUCGGCACGAGGCUCGUCAACGAGACCAGUCUGGAGGCUGGCGAGAUGCUACGGACUAUCCUCAAGGUUUACAAGCACGCCAUCUACUUUGAACUGCCCGUUCCGCUCCGCGAUCAGCCGAGCAUGGUCGGUUGGUGCACUCUUUUCCUAAACGUGGUCGCCAAGGAAGCCCCUCCGAGCGCGAUGUCUGAGGACCUUGAGGAGCGUGAAACAAACCACUGGUGGAAGGCAAAGAAGUGGGCUUAUGCCAAUUUGAAUAGGCUAUUCGUCAGAUAUGGAAACCCCCAAACCCUUGGAAAGAGCAACGAGAUCGAUUACUCGGCAGUUGCAAAGAACUUCCUCGAGAACUUCGCCCCGGAGAUCCUCAAGGGUUACUUGCAGCAGAUCGAAAAGUGGGUGGCCAAGACGACCUGGUUGAGCAAGGCUUGCUUGUCCUACACUUUGGCUUUUCUAGACGAAUGCGUCAGGCCGAAGUCCAUGUGGAAUCACUUGAAGCCCCAUCUGGAAGGUCUCAUUUCGCACCUUAUCUUCCCUGUUCUCUGCCAGUCGGACGAGGAUAUUGAGCUGUUCGAGACCGACCCUCAAGAAUAUCUGCACCGAAAACUCAACUUCUACGAAGAAGUUUCCUCGCCGGAUGUUGCCGCGACGAACUUCCUCGUCACCCUUACCAAGGCCCGCAGAAAGCAAACCUUCACCGUCCUGAACUACAUCAACAACAUUGUUAGCCAGUACGAAUCUGCCCCGGAUGACCAGAAGAACCCGCGCCACAAGGAAGGCGCGCUGCGCAUGAUUGGUACUCUCGCUCCCGUUAUUCUUGGAAAGAAGAGUCCGAUUGCCGAUCAGGUCGAAUACUUUUUUGUUCGUCACGUCUUUCCCGAGUUUAGAAGUCCCCACGGUUUCCUCCGCGCUCGCGCAUGCGAUACGCUCGAGAAGUUUGAGCAGCUUGAUUUCAAGGACCAGAACAACCUCAUCGUCAUCUACAGGAACAUCCUGGAAUCGAUGGCCGACCCUGCUCUGCCGGUCCGUGUCGAGGCUGCCCUCGCCCUUCAGCCACUCAUUCGCCACGAUGUUAUUCGCACUUCCAUGCAGCAGAACAUUCCUCAGGUCAUGCAGCAGCUCUUGAAGCUUGCUAAUGAGGUCGACGUUGAUGCUCUUGCCAACGUGAUGGAGGACUUUGUCGAGGUUUUCGCUGCCGAGCUGACUCCUUUCGCGGUUGCACUGAGCGAACAGCUGAGGGAUACGUAUCUUCGCAUUGUCCGCGAGCUGCUUGAGCGGAAUCAGCAGAAGGAUGACGACGAUUUUGGUGACUACCUCGACGACAAGAGCAUUACUGCUCUUGGUGUCCUGCAGACUAUCGGCACGCUCAUCCUGACUCUGGAAAGCACACCGGAGCUUCUUCUGCACCUCGAGACCAUUCUCAUGCCAGUGAUCUCGAUCACUCUGGAGAACAAGCUUUAUGACUUGUACAACGAGGUUUUCGAGAUCAUCGACAGCUGCACAUUCGCCGCGAAGAGCAUCUCCAACACGAUGUGGCAGGCUUUUGAAUUGAUUCACAGGACAUUCAAAGCCGGUGCAGAACUCUACCUAGAGGACAUGCUUCCGGCUUUGGAGAACUUUGUCACCUAUGGCUAUGAGACGCUUGUCGUUCAACGCGCUUACCUUGAGGCCAUCGUCGACAUGAUUCGCACUAUUUUCAAGGAUGAGAAGGUCGGCGGCGUGGACCGUAUCUGCGGCUGCAAGCUCGCUGAGAUCUUGAUGCUGACUAUGCGCGGCCACAUCGACGACUUUAUUCCCGAAUUUAUCCAGCUCUCGAUGCAUGUCUUGCUGAACGAUGAGCCCAAGGUCAAGUCGUACCGCAUUCACUUGAUGGAAAUGGUCAUCAACUGCAUCUACUACAACCCUCGUCUCUCUCUUCACGUCCUGGAGAGUAAUGGCUGGACCAACAAGUUCUUCAGCCUCUGGUUCUCCAACAUCGACAGCUUCACGCGAGUUCACGACAAGAAGCUUUCCAUUGCUGCUAUUACCGCCCUUCUGACCUUGAAUGCCCAGGAGGUUCCUGUCAGCGUACAGGCUGGAUGGGCUCGUCUCCUUAACGGCAUUGUGAGGCUUUUCCAGACGCUUCCUGCUGCUCUGAAGAACCGUGAGGAAGCCAAGCGCGAGGAGGACUUUAGCUUCAGCCAAGAAUUCGAGGACGAAGAGGAAGACGAGGAGUGGGAGGGUGAGGGCGACUGGGCCAACGAGGGUGACGAAGCCGAAGACAUCAAGGAUGAGAGCACGGCAUACCUCGAGUUCCUCAAUGAGGAGGCCCAGAAGUUCAACGUUAUCAGCGAUGAAGACGACGAUGAGCUCGAGGAGGAAAGCCUUCUCGAAACGCCCCUGGAUAAGCUCGAGCCCUAUGGUCUGUUCAAGACCGCUCUCUUGAACCUGCAGCAAGAGCAGCCUCAGCUAUAUGAGACCUUAACCAAGGAUCUCAACCCCGAGGAGCAGCAAGUGGUUCAAGGCGCGGUCCACCAAGCCGAUGUUAUUGCCCAGCAGCAGGCCGAACUUGCUAAUGGCAACCCGCCGACGAUUGCUUGA
This is a messenger RNA of Lasiodiplodia theobromae, 3120 nucleotides long. RefSeq names its product Nonsense-mediated mRNA decay protein. The transcript has 10 exons. The record is from RefSeq and is a predicted model, not a curated record. Lineage: Eukaryota; Fungi; Ascomycota; Dothideomycetes; Botryosphaeriales; Botryosphaeriaceae. Gene Ontology annotation, cellular component: nuclear envelope; cytosol. Gene Ontology annotation, molecular function: small GTPase binding. Gene Ontology annotation, biological process: protein import into nucleus. The coding region runs from base 1 to 3120 and encodes 1039 amino acids.